AGUAGUGUUCUGUUUCUCUUACUUACAGCUUGGUCGAGAUUCUAUCAUACGUGGCAAACAAAAGACCCCAUUCCAACAACCCUUUGUUUCUUUCUUACCUAAUCUUUUAAUAAUUUUUCUUCACUAUAUAAAUAGUACAAACGCUUAUUAAUUCUUAUAUUGUAUACAUUGCAACACUUUGAAUAUAAAAACCUUCAAAUAUGGCCAUCAAUAUCUCCAUACUUCUCUUCAAUUCCAUAUUUGUUCUCAUAAUUUCUCUUGCCGUUGUCCACCAUGCUGAAUCUCAUGACCAAAUGGUGAUAACAACCACCGUUUUGAGCUCAACGUCUGAUGAGUCCAAUCUUCAAAGUCCUUUGCCACAAAAAAUAGAUUGUGAUGGAGCUUGUGAUGCAAGGUGUGAAAAGUCAUCUAGGCCAAGGCUGUGCAAGAGGGCAUGUGGCACGUGCUGUGCUCGCUGUGAUUGUGUGCCACCUGGCACUUCCGGUAACUAUGAUGCCUGCCCCUGCUAUGCCAACAUGACCACCCACGGCGGUCGCCACAAAUGCCCUUGAUUUAUAUAUAUAUAUAGUUAUAGUUAUAAUAAUAAGAAAGAUCUCAUGUAUUUUCAUUAUAUAUUUAUUAAUAACAACAUCUAGUAUGAAUUAUUUGUUUGAAAAUAAUGAAGAUCGUAACAAAGACAGGUAUAUUAUUUCAA
Cannabis sativa is the source of this 694-nucleotide messenger RNA. Its product is annotated as snakin-2. The transcript has 3 exons. NCBI's taxonomy places the organism in Eukaryota, Viridiplantae, Streptophyta, Magnoliopsida, Rosales, Cannabaceae. The coding region runs from base 201 to 551 and encodes 116 amino acids. The record is from RefSeq and is a predicted model, not a curated record.